AUGCCUUCCAAGAUUGCCCUCGCAUUUGCCGCCACUCUAGCUCUGGCUACCUCUGCCAUUGCCGAGGCCGACCGCCCGCGCAUCUAUUACCCCCAGCGUGCCGAGAGAGAUGUCGACCCUGAGCUGGAUGCCGACCUCGACGCCGACGACAAUGAAGAGAUGAAGCGCGACUUUUUCAGCUCCGUUAUGAACGACCUCAACACGGGCGACUUCGGCGACAUUACCAAUAUCUUCGACGCCAACCGCCAAAAGAGCCCGACCACCACCGUCGUUGUUGACCAGACCGUCGUCGUGCCUCCUGGUGGCACUGGUGUUGCCAACCCCAACCCGGAGCCUCAGCCUACCACCUCGUCCACCCGUCGUGUUCGCCCCAAGCCUUCGACCACCCGCUCCGGCAUCCUCGUUGGUCCUACCGGCGUCAUCUUCCCCUCCUCCACCACUGUGUCGAGCGAGAGCAGCAGCUCCCCCGCCAAGUCCGAGCCUUCGACUACUGAGUCUUCGACCACUCCCGAGCCGACGACCACUUCUCAGGAGACUGCCCAGACCACGCAGCAGACGGCCCCUACCACGACCGGCGGCGGCAUUCUGGACCCCCUCACCUCCCUUGUUGGCGGCCUGCUCCCUCCGGCUUCGUCUUCUGCCAACAGCACCACGGUUGAGUCCGAGACCAGCACUCCUCUGAGCUCUUCUUCCACCACUGAGCUGCCUACCACGUCUUCGUCUGACGCCUCAUCGCCUGUUACCUCCGACUCGACGGCGCCCGUCACCUCUGCUGCUCCCGAGACCUCCACCGAGGUUGCCAACAGCACCACGCCUGAGACCAGCACCCAGUCAACUGAGACGCCUACCGGCACCGGCCUUAUUCCCAUUCUGACCUCCGUCGUCAGCUCGAUUCUGCCCGCUCCCACCUCUGAGUCUGCCAACUCCACAUCCACCGACGCUACUCAGACCUCUACCGAUGGAACCCAGACAUCCACGAGCCCGACUUCCAUCAUUUCCACGACCGAGACCACCAGCAUUGCGACUACGACCUCCGGCAGCCCUACCGACACCUCGAGCUUCCCGACACUGACCCCGACUGACGUUCCUGGCGGCAACGCUACCACCACCACUGGCAGCGAUACGACCAUCCUGACACCUACGCUCACUCCCACACUGUCUCCCACAGACUCUGUCAACGGUACCGAGACUGCGACCACGACCACCCUCACCUCGACUCCCCUGCCCACCUCGACGGAUGCUGGUGUCACCACCUCGUCUUCGUCCAACAAUGCUACUGAGCCUGCCACCACUUCGCUCGAGCCUACCAGCAGCCCCAUCGAGACCACACCCGUUGAGACCAGCACUGUUGUCACGCCCACCGAGACCACUCCUAGCCCGACUCCGACCCCGACCCAGACUGGCGUCACGAGCAUCGCUCCUACCGCCACUGGCACCGGAACCAGCGACUGGCUGCCAACUACCAUGAUCGUCGAGCCCACCAGCUUCAGCUUCACGGCGCCGACCACGACGGAGACUGCCACCACCACAACCUCCCUGCCCACCAACAUCCCCAAGGUCAUUGUUCCGGCUGACGGCGACAAGCCAGCUCCCAAGGAUACCACUGCCAUCCAGAUAGGCUUCAAGUUCCCCCUCAACUACGACUUUGUUUCCGGCAACAGCGUCGCUGCCGCUCAGAUCUUCCACCUGCUCCCCAAGGCUCUUGCUGAUGCGAACGGCCUUGACGUGGAAAAGGUCCAGAUUGCCAAGCUCGUUCCUUUUGACACGCGCAACACUGCUGGCUACAUUACCACGCUCGCCAAGCUCCACUACCCCCAGAACUUGGUUGACAACCUCAAGGCCAGCAUCUGGGCUCCCAACUCGAAGCUGUACAACAACCCGUCGGAGCUGGUCAACAACCUGACGGCGCUCAUCAACCCCACGAUUGACAUCCUCGGCGACAAUGACGACGAGGGCGCCAAGACGGGCGGCUCUGGCUCCAACAACAGCAACGACGCCUUCGGCUCCGGCAGCGAUUCGUCCAGCCAGUCUGGCAAGCAGCGCGCUACCACGGCUGGUAUUGUCAUGGGUGCCGUCGGUCUCGGUGCCAUGUACGGCGCGGCCAUGUUUAUCGUCGCCCGUCGCUACAAGCGCAAGCGUCAGAACCACCGCCGCUCUAGCUCCAUCUCGUCGGUCGGUCGCUCCGAUGAGAUGCAGUACGCUGGCAACGGUAGCCCUGCUCUUAUGGGCGGUGCUCUCCUCAGCCCCAACAACCGCGGUACGUACGGCGGCCAGAGCCAAAACAGCAUGGGCUCUGCUCGCACUGCCAACAUCUCGGCGCCCGUUGCCACUGAGAACUCUCUCGGCUGGAACUAA
Molecule: messenger RNA, 2355 nt
Organism: Akanthomyces muscarius
Lineage: Eukaryota; Fungi; Ascomycota; Sordariomycetes; Hypocreales; Cordycipitaceae
Exons: 1
Coding region: 1-2355 (784 amino acids)
Biological process (GO): establishment of cell polarity; fungal-type cell wall organization; osmosensory signaling pathway via Sho1 osmosensor
Cellular component (GO): site of polarized growth; extracellular region; plasma membrane
Molecular function (GO): osmosensor activity
Source: RefSeq, a predicted model, not a curated record